Molecule: messenger RNA, 3352 nt
Organism: Girardinichthys multiradiatus
Lineage: Eukaryota; Metazoa; Chordata; Actinopteri; Cyprinodontiformes; Goodeidae
Gene: rcan3
Product: regulator of calcineurin 3
Exons: 5
Coding region: 202-912 (236 amino acids)
Biological process (GO): calcium-mediated signaling
Cellular component (GO): cytoplasm; nucleus
Molecular function (GO): nucleic acid binding; calcium-dependent protein serine/threonine phosphatase regulator activity
Source: RefSeq, a predicted model, not a curated record
AAUGAUAAUGCACGGACAACAAACACCCAAGCAUCUGACGGCAUCCUCAGGAAUAACAGCAUCACCAAUCCGGGUCAUUCGACAAAGUGACAGGAAGAUUCUGAUUCCCUUCCGUUUGUGAUGGAGGGUUCUGGUCGCUUUCACUGACAGCGGUUCGCUUCAGCUGUAAUCGCCUGCAGCCGCCUCCUGGAAGGAUUCAACAUGCUGCGAGAGAACUUUAAGGCAUGGAGCAACGGCUCGGAAGCUUACAGCAGUGAUCCCGAGGAGGACGAGGAGGAGGAAGAGGACAUGGUGUUUGGGGAGAGCGACCAGGAUGGCAUGUCGGCGGAGAUGAUGGACCUGAGUGACCUUCCUACAGCACUCUUUGCAUGCAGCAUCCAUGACGUCGUGUUUGAACAGGACGUGCACAGGGAGAGGUUUGAAGCGCUGUUCAGGAUCUACGAUGACCAGGUCACUUUCCAGUUGUUCAAAAGCUUCAGGAGAGUCCGGAUCAACUUCAGCACCCCAGAGGCAGCUGCCCGCGCCCGCAUUGAGCUGCACGAGUCCGAGUUCAACGGCAAGAAGCUAAAACUCUACUUUGCUCAAAUUCAGAACGGCGACAAGGACAUCGACAAGUCGUACCUGGCACCUCCCCAGCCAGUUAAACAGUUUCUGAUCUCGCCACCCGCCUCUCCACCUGUGGGCUGGAGUCAGAGCGAAGACGCCACGCCUGUUAUCAACUACGACCUGCUGUGUGCUGUGGCUAAGCUAGGACCUGGUGAAAAGUAUGAGCUCCACGCAGGAACAGAGUCCACCCCCAGCGUGGUUGUCCACGUUUGCGAGAGUGAGACGGAGGACGACGAGGCGGUGCGGCCAAAGCAGCAGAUCGUUCAGACCAGACGUCCUGACGGGCCUCCUGCGGUCCUCAACUAAAGGGGACCCCCACCCCCCCGCCUCCUCGGCCACCCGACAGCGGUGCGGCGCCCCCGACCGCCCCUUUAAAACCCGUGACACACCUGCCCUCUCUCUCUCUCUCUCGUCUCUGCACUCACAGAGAGCGUCGACGCCCCUCAUUUCAGUUCAACUACAAGCGAAAAACAAACCAACGAACAUUGCUUCGAAAGACGGCGUUUGUGGGUAGCGUGGCGAUGGAAUGAGGCGGCUGGAAGGGAAUGGAUGAGAACCACACACACAAACACUCAUCACAUUCUGCGGACAGCGUGGGGAGUGGUGGGCGCGCUUGCCUCCCACCCACCAAACUUUCCCCGCCUUGGUUUUCAGCAACAGGGGGUGAACAUACCUGUCCGAACACAGGCACCUGUCACGUAUCACUCUCAGCUUUCAUUGCCCGUACUGCUCAGAUGCUUACUUGUCCGUUACCUUGUUAGCUGAACCCCCUCCCUUCAUAUUACAGUCAUCUGUACUAUGAUCAUCCCGGACCAUCUCCACACAUAAACAUUUUUCCUUUCAGAUAUGGUAGACUUUCUUUUUCUCUUGUUUUCUGCUGUCUUGCAUCAGGACCGAGUGUGUGAUGUUGCCGCUGUUCUCUGCAUGUAUAUACUCUGUUACGAAAAAUAUGUACUGAAACGCAAAUACUAACAAGUCAUAUGAAGAAAAAGGAACCUAUUUAACGUCACACACAGCACGAAGCGCCAUAUAUGACUAACAAAGAUGCGCUGGUUGUUUAACUUUCUUUAUUUCUGCUUCUUUUGUCUUCUUUUUUUUGAAAGAUGUUUUUUGCUAUCUAGAUGUAUGUUCAUACUAUUUGAUACCCCAACACGUUUUGCAUGCUUAGUUACUUCUGUAGACGAGAAGCUGAGGUGUUUUUUCAUUGUUUGUGAAGGCAAAGAAUUGUUGUUCAGUCGAGUCUUUAGCUUGACGGCGGGUUUUAUUUAAACUUGAUGGAUUGGAAAACAGUUCAUCCCUCCUCCUUUUCUUCAAGGGUUUUUGUGAUAUUUGUCUCUUUUUUUUAAAGUGUAUUUUCACAUCCCUUUCGUUCAGUUUCUGCCCGUCAGGUUUUCCCCAGAGCUGACAAACUUGCUUGUUUUGCACUGAGAAUCUCUCUCUCUCUCUCUUGGUGAUUGUGGGAUGAAUUAACCGACUUGUGCUGCUUCCCGCUGUGUAAAUACGUUGAAAUGGUUUCUCUGAAUCUUUUUGCAGCCGACUGAGGGGAAAAAAGGGGGAGGAAACGAGAUGAGCGACCAAAGCAUUUAUUCGCCUCCCGUCGGCGUCUCAAUAAAACAAAUAUUUAGUGUUUUCUCAUUUUAUAUCAACAAUUUGUUGCAUUUUUCACCUUCUUGUUUAACGAGAUGAGGAAAUAUGAAUAACUGCUUUGAACAGGUGUCUGAAUUUUACAUCAUUUGGCAGCUUAAUAUCUAACCAUUUUUUGGCUGUAUAAUUUUAUUGAGAAAAGGACAUGUCUGUGUGUAUGCAAGUGCUCUACUGUGAGUGUUUUCUUUAUUCGAGGCAAAGCUUUUAUCUCAAGCUCAGCACCUGGUCAGCCUUUUUCACCAGCACAUUAUAUUGCAGCGAGUGAAACACUCCAGUGAACCCUUUAGGCCUUUUGGAUCUAUAGGAGUGUGCUGCUGGGAUGCAUGUUCACAUGAGGGUUGAAGAGAGGUAGGACAGCACAGCAGAAGGAAAACAAAAAUCUUUUUUAUUUUUUUGUGUUUGUCGACUUUAAACGUCUUUUUUUUUUUUUCGAGAAACGGUUCUGCGACAGUGGACUUUUUACUGGCGCUGAGGUGAAGCCAAUGCAGUUUGAUGAUUCAAAGGAAAAAGAAGCAUCAGAGCAUGAGGAAACAUUUCUUUGUUUAUUUUUACUCUGUGAUCAUGAAGAUUAAAACUGGUGCACUUUGGUCACAGGUGAGAAGAAGAUGUAUAUUUAUGUACAUAUGCCAAGUGUUUUCUUUCUUUUCUUGCUGAGGCCAGUCUCAGUGUGCAGUUUGUUACAGCUUUCCUUGGCUUGAUGUAAUGGGGGAAAUGUAAAAAAAAAAAAAAACGUAUCCUGAAGAUGCUCGAUCAAAACCAACUGUCUUGGUGUUGUUGUUCGACAUUGACUCGGUUUGAAUGUUUCAUUUAUUUCUGGGAAACUUAAAUAGCUCAAUUAAUACCGUUAAUACUGUCACUGUUGUAAUGUUUCUGUUGAGAUCUGAAUAUCGUGUCUGAAUAUCGUAGAAAUCCAGAAAACAACGUAGCAAAAACAAGCAAUAAUUUACAGUUGUAUAAUACCAGUAUGUGUAUUUUACAUGUUCUGUACCUAUUUCUCAGACAUGGUCUCUCUGUCUCUGACGGUUAUCUGCUUCUAUUUGUGUAGUAAGAAUGUCAUUUGUUUCACAUAGAGAAAUACAUAAAGACUCAUUUUUAAAAGCCA